Messenger RNA from Plutella xylostella (diamondback moth), 2644 nucleotides. The record is from RefSeq and is a predicted model, not a curated record. Lineage: Eukaryota; Metazoa; Arthropoda; Insecta; Lepidoptera; Plutellidae.
UCCACUCGUUCACGCGCGCUCGAGCAGAGUGGAUGUAUAGUCGCACCGAAUAACGAAACACGAAAUAAACAUCGCGAGUGUAGUUCAAGUGCAGUGAAGUGAAUGUGAUAGUUUCCUAUUAUAACAGGAUUGCUUUGGAACUUUAUAAUGGUGGUGGUGGGCUGGCGUGAGGCGCGCGCCCGGCCAUGAGGAAGUUCAUGCGCACGCGCGCGCCCGCGCCGCCGCCGCUCGCCCGCCCGCUCGACCGCCCGCUCACCAACGGGAAGAGCAAUGGACAUGCCAAUGGAGUGGCUUCUAUGCGGGAUGACCACCUCUCCACGGCUUCCAGGCCGUGGUCCCCGGCGGGCGAGGCGGCGGCGGCGGCGGCGGCGGCGGCGGGGGCGGGGGGGAAGCUCUGGGAGGACCCCGAGUUCCCCCCGAGCUGGCGCGCGCUCGCUGACCGGAAGCUCAGCGACGUCGUGUGGCUGAGGCCCCAUGAGCUGAGUUCGCGGCCUGUGUUUCUGGGAGAGGAUGGAAGCGAUCCUGAUGACACUUCCAGUGAUGACUUUGAUGCAAGAUGGAGCCUGGAGCCGGGGCUGGCGGGCGCGGCGCUGGCUCCAUGGUGCCUGGAGCCGGGUCUGGCGGGCGGGGCUGCGGGCGCGGCGCUGAGCGCGCUGGCGCUGGCGCCGCGGUUGCUGCGCCGCGUGCUGCUGCCGCGCGCGCAGGGGUUCACUCGUCAGGACUAUGACGGCUCCUUCACGUUCAUGUUCUGGGAGUGGGGCACCUGGCGCGAGGUGACAGUCGACGACCGGCUGCCGACGCGGCGCGGGCGGCUCGCCACCUCGCACUAUUCCCACAGCGCGAGGAGGGAUGACUUCACGCUGCCGCUGUUUGAGAAGGCUUAUGCUAAGUUCUACGGCUCGUUCGCGGCAGUAGGCGCGGGGUCGCUGGCGCGCGCGCUGCAAGACCUCACGGGCUGCAUCGUGCAGAGCUUCCCCCUCGGCGGGGGUGCGGGCGGGGGGCGCGGGGGGGACGGCCGACUCGCCUUCCACGUGCUCAACUCCGCCGUGCCAAGGUCCACGCUGCUGGUCGCUACUGUUGAACCUGACAAGGACGGCAGCUGGCGCCGCCUGCGCUGCGGUCUGGUGGCGGGGCAGGCCUACACCGUGACGGGGCUGGCGCGGGUGCGGGCGGGGGGCGCGGGGGGCGAGGUGGCGCUGGUGCGGCUGCGCGCGGCGGGCGGGCGGGGCGCCUGGGCGGGCCCGUGGGCGCGCGGGAGUGCCGAGUGGCGGGCGCUCAGUGACAGGGAUAGGGAGCUGCUGGCUGAACGGCAUAACCAUCAUGGGGAGUUUUGGAUGUCCUUCACAGACUUCUCCACCACGUUUUCAUCGCUCUGCCUGGUGCACGUGGGGCCGGACGACUGGCUGCUGGAGCCGGCGCUGCGGCCGCGGCGGCCGUGGCGCGCCGUGCUGGCCCGGCGGCGCUGGCGGGCGGGGUACAACGCGGGGGGCGACCCCACGCAUGUCGAGACAUGCAGCACGAACCCCCAGUUCCACGUGUCAGUCCCCCGCGAGGAGGGCUCGGGGGACGGCAAGUGCCACGUGGUGGUGUCCGUGUGCCAGCACUACCGGGCGCGGGGGGGCGAGGGCAGGGGCGAGGGGGGGAGGCUGCUGGCGAUAGGGUUCGCAGUGUACGAGGUGCCGCGCGCCGCGCCGCGGACGGCUCCUAUGCAGCUGCAUGAUCAGCGCCCCCUAGACGUGACCCACGGCGGGAAGGCGCGCGAGGUGGUCACGUUCUUCACACUCCCGCCCGGGGACUACGUGGUGGUGCCGCACACGCGCCUCCCGCACCAGGACCGCGCCUUCCUGCUGAGGAUACUGACGGAUAAGCAGACUAAUAUAUGGGAGGUCAAUGAAGACAACGUGAUAAUCCGGGACAUCGCGUCAGAGUUCCUGGACCAGGCGACGGUCGACCUGCCACCUACCAAACCUAGCAAAUUCUUCGGCACCGUAGAAGAUGAGAUAGACGUAGAAGGCCUCCUCAAAGUCCUCAAAUCCUGGCGGCGGCGCGCCCUCCUCGCCCGCCCCUCCCGCGAGCUGGCGCGCGCGCUGCUGGCGCUGGCGGACCGCGCGGGCGCCGGCCGGCUGCCCGCCGCCGCGCUGCCAAGGCUGCUGCAGCUGCUGCACUAUUGGAGGCAUAUUUAUUUGAAAUACGGCGGCUGCACCUCAACCUGCGGCGGCCCGCGCGCGUCGAGCUACCGGCUGCGGGCGCUGCUGUGGGCGGCCGGGCUGUCGGCGUCCAACAAGGUGCUGGAGUGCCUGUGCGCCCGCCACGCGCGCGGCGCCACACUCGCGCACGACGACCUGGUCGUGGCGCUGGCCCGCCUGCACCUCGCGCAUGAACGGUACCGCAGCCUGGAAACGAAGUUGAAAUCAAAUCCACUCUCCCUAGAAGAGCUGAUUCUGAUGACGAUCUACUCGUGAGGCGCCUCUUCUACUACUGACUACUCGUACUACUACUUUACUACCUAAAGUAUACAGUCCACGCAACGCCAUCUGUAUUCAAAGUGACAUACUUAUUUAUUGAUAGAUUUUGUCACGAUAUAAGAUGAUGGUAUUAGCGCCCAGGGCGGGCGGCAGGCCGGGAUUUAAUAUACUUAUAGAAA